Molecule: messenger RNA, 282 nt
Organism: Microbotryum saponariae
Lineage: Eukaryota; Fungi; Basidiomycota; Microbotryomycetes; Microbotryales; Microbotryaceae
Source: the annotation of a GenBank genome assembly
AUGCGUCCCCUGAGUCAGUGGGCGACGCUCCUUUCCUUGGCACUGCUCGUUCGUGGCGACACGAACGUGGUGCUCAAGACGGUUCACCCCGAAGGCAGCGAGUACGCAACCAAAGGGUUGGUCCAUCCUGGAUGGCUCGAGGAUCGGAAAAGUCUCGAGAGUGUAGACCUGUCGGCGGCGCUCGACCUACGGGACGAGGAGGUUUUUUCCUGGGUCGGAGAAAAAGGUGCGCGUUUGGGACGAGGCCUGUGCGCAAGGAAAAGCCUGGAAUAUUUUCAUUAA